AUGGCUAAUGGGGAUACGGAGGCGUUCACCCUCCUCUCGUUGGGGUUGUUCUUCAUCAUCAUACGAAUCUACGUCCGCUGGUCGCAAGUCGGCGGGCCCCUGAACUUUGCUGUCGAUGACUAUUUGAUGCCAUUGGCAGGAGCCGUCUUUAUUGGCGAAACUGUCGCAGCGCAUCUUGUCCGCAGCAAAUUCAACGGUCUCACAAACAGCUACAUGACCGAUGAGCAACGAGCAGCGCUGGACCCGAGCUCGAAAGAGCACUACGAUCGGCAAUGGGGAUCUAAGAUCCAGGUCAUUGGAUGGUCGCUGUACGCCAUGAUACUGUGGUUGAUCAAGUUCUGCGUCGCCAUUUAUUACUCUCGCCUCACGUCCGGACUGAAUCAUCUCCCUGCACGCGUUCGCUUUGCGUACAUCCUACUCGGCGUGACUUAUCUCGUUGUCGGUCUGACCAUCGUGCUAGGCUGUCAGCCGAUGCACAAGAACUGGCAAAUCAACCCCAACCCAGGGAAUAUCUGCCAACCGACCAAAUCGACCCUUAGCGUUCUCAUCGUCGUCAUUCCAAACGUGAUAACCGACCUCUACCUCAUGUCCAUCCCACUUCCCCUCCUCUGGGCAGUCAAAAUCAGCAUUCGCCAGAAGAUCACACUCAUGACACUGUUCAGCAGCGCGGCCUUUAUCAUCAUGGCGGGUAUAAUCCGCGCCGUGACGAUCCUUACGGCCGGCCCCGACGGCGCCGUCGCAGGAAGUCAAUGGGCAUGUCGCGAGACAUUUGUCUCCAUUGUCGUGGCCAACCUACCCAUCAUCCAACCUUUGCUUCGCAAGGGAGCAAGCAAGAUUGGACUUAGCGUGCUGUUUAGUUCAGCAAGAGGGGGGACGAGCAGCUAUGGCCGCAGACGGGGCGAGUCGUAUCCGCUGGCGAGUCGGGAAGGGCAUACACAGACGACAACGAAGAAGUCUCGCACAAGGUUGUCAGUGCAUGAGCGGACGACGACGGCGGGAUAUGGAAGCGAUGAGGAGGGGCUGGUGGGUACGGGAAAGAAAGGAAAGAUACGUGAUAUUACGGUGACUCAAGAGACGGUGAUUGAGACAGAGCCGGCAGGAAAGGAGCCGGAGGGGACGGGGAAAUAUGAUUGGGGGAUGAGGGAAUAA
Messenger RNA from Aspergillus niger, 1149 nucleotides. RefSeq lists its product as uncharacterized. Bases 1 to 1149 code for a protein of 382 amino acids. The transcript is spliced from 5 exons. Lineage: Eukaryota; Fungi; Ascomycota; Eurotiomycetes; Eurotiales; Aspergillaceae. The record is from RefSeq and is a predicted model, not a curated record.